AUGUUCAACCCCUUCUCCCGCGCUCCUCGCGGCGGAGUUGCAUGGUUCAACGCCGGGCCUGUAGUGUCGUAUCCUAACAUCGAGACUGCCGACAGCGCAUUAGCCCAGCAGCGCCUUUGCAACGAUGCAUACUUGCCAGGAUGUAAAGUCUUCCACGUGCCCAAGGAGGAUGCCACGCAGGCUAGUCCGGUAGCAAUCGAUGACUGGAAGGAUGGGGAGGGCGAUACCAAGGACCAAGUCAUGAUUUUCCGAUAUAACGGCAAAUUCGUUGCGGUUAACCAUGAAUGUCCACACUCCUCGUAUCCAUUGAGUAAUGGGACACCGUUUGAUAUUGAGGAUUUUGGUGUCAAGUUGAGCGGGGGGAUUACCUGUCCGAAGCAUGAUUGGAGCUUUGAUUUGUUUACUGGAAGGAGUGAUCGGGGGAGUUACAAGUUGACAGUUUGGGAGACGCAGUUACGAAAG
Molecule: messenger RNA, 462 nt
Organism: Macroventuria anomochaeta
Lineage: Eukaryota; Fungi; Ascomycota; Dothideomycetes; Pleosporales; Didymellaceae
Product: rieske domain-containing protein
Exons: 2
Molecular function (GO): 2 iron, 2 sulfur cluster binding
Source: RefSeq, a predicted model, not a curated record